AGUGCUUGCUUGGUCAGUAUCUUUGGGAAGAGUGGGGUGGAAGGGGGAUUAAGGAUACAGAGGGUGGAGCAAGCUGAAAAGAGGAAAAAAUGGGUGGCCUGAAGUUUGGGGUGGGUAGAGGGCCUUUUGGGCAAGAGUCCAGACCUUCAGAGCCAGCCACCAGUGCUCUGGGCCACCUGAUAGACUGCAAUAGCCAUGCCAGAAAUCCCCCACCAAGGCCGGCCAGAGCCAGGCCAAGGUCAGGCCUCCUUCCCUUCCCAGAAUCACAGCUGCUGCUGGGCCUCUGGCCUCCUGGGAAAUCCAGCAGGAGGGAAGAACUGAGGUCAUGCAGUGGGAAUGAGGUUACCCUGCGGGCUCCAUCCUGCAGCCCCCAAACCCCUCAGCUGAUUCUGGUUCUCCCAUUCACCUUCCCAAGUUCUUUGCUAGGACGGGUUGCCAGUGGGUCGCAAAAUGGCCCAGUGGCCACUAGGGGGCGCCCUAUGGCGACAGCAUGGGCUGUGGAGAGGUGGAGGCUGGUCUCUGUUCCUGGAAUGAGCCAGGAGGGAGGAGGAGGAGCAAGCGGAAGGGGGAAGGUGUGUCGCUGGCCGACUGGCCCAGGCAACAGUGACGAGAGACAGCCCCUCCAGGAACCAGUUUGGACACUGGCGCAGUCGCUUCAGCCCAGCAUGGCAGGCACUGCACAGGCCCAGGAGCAGGUGUACCUGGUCACAGGUGGCUGUGGCUUCCUGGGGGAGCAUGUGGUACGGAUGCUGCUACAGCAGCAGGAGCCCCGCCUCCGUGAGAUACGCAUCUUUGACCUGCAUCUGAGUCCCUGGCUGGAGGAGCUAAAGACAGGGCCUGUGCAAGUGACUGCCAUCCAGGGGGAUGUGACCCAGGCCCACGAAGUGGCAGCAGCUGUGGCCGGAGCCCAUGUGGUCAUCCAUACAGCUGGGUUGGUGGACGUGUUUGGGAGGUCCAGUCCCAAGACCAUCCACGAGGUCAACGUGCAGGGGACGAAGAAUGUGAUUGAGGCUUGUGUGCAGACUGGAACACGGUUCUUGGUCUAUACAAGCAGCAUGGAAGUUGUAGGGCCCAACAUCAAAGGCCACCCCUUCUACAGGGGCAAUGAGGAGACCCCGUAUGAAGCAGUACACUCGCAUCCCUAUCCUUGCAGCAAGGCCCUGGCGGAGCAGCUGGUCCUGGAGGCCAAUGGAAGGAGGGUCCGUGGGGGACUGCCGCUGGUGACAUGUGCCCUGCGCCCCACGGGCAUCUACGGUGAAGGUCACCAGAUCAUGAGGGAUUUCUACCGCCAGGGCCUGCGCCUGGGGUGUCGGCUCUUCCGGGCCAUCCCAGCCUCUGUGGAGCACGGUCGGGUCUAUGUGGGCAAUGUGGCUUGGAUGCAUGUGCUAGUGGCCCGGGAGCUGGAGCAACGGGAGAAACUAAUGGGCGGCCAGGUGUACUUCUGCUAUGACGAGUCACCCUACAAGAGCUACGAGGACUUCAACAUGGAGUUCCUGGCCCCGUGUGGACUGCGGCUGGUGGGCACUCGCCCGCUGGUGCCGUACUGGCUGCUGGUGCUCCUGGCUACCCUCAAUGCCCUGCUGCAGUGGCUGCUGAGGCCGUUCCUGCUCUACGCGCCCAUGCUCAAUCCCUAUACUCUGGCCGUGGCCAACACCACUUUCACUGUCAGCACCAACAAAGCUCAGCGCCAUUUUGGUUACGAGCCUCUGUUCUCAUGGGAGGACAGCCGGAACCGUACCAUUCGCUGGGUGCAGGCUGUGGAGGGUUCACCCAGUGAUGGCGGGGCUGGGGCCUGGAGGCCUGGUGUGGCCCAGCCACCCAGGUCCUAAGCUUCCAAACCCUGGAUGAGCUGGAAGGGUUACAUCCCAGAGCUGGAGGCCGGGGUCUUGAGUGGGAUGAGCUGUCUUAGAGCUCUCCGCCUUUUAAAUCUACGAGCCUUGAGACUGUGUCAGGAUGUUUCCAAGUCCUAGGGCAGGUCGUCUUCACGUGCAACCUGGGCUUGGCAGCUGCUUGGCAAGAAUCUAACGCCCCUGGAGUUUUCAACUGCCCCCGCCCACUUCUGGCCUUUCCAUGUGGCAAGAGGGCAGGGGUUCCACAGGCCUCAGGGUGGCCUCCUGGCAUCCAUCCAGCACAAUCCUCAGGCCUGGAUUCAGAGUGAAGCUAGGUCUUUGGGUCUUCUCAACCCUUUCGUCCCUCCUGGGGUGGGUGGGGGUCAUAAUCCCAUUAUUUGAGAAAAUGUAUCACCUUUACAUGGUUAUCUUUUAAUGGCCCUCAAUGAAAGCUGAGGAAAUCAGUGCACCUUCAUUUCUUCCCACCUUUCCACCCAAAUUCGGUUCCUGUAAUAGUGUUAGAUCUCUGCCCGUAGACGCCCCAUUAACUCUGUACCUGGUCAAAUCUGGAUUAAAACUCCUUUUCCAA
Loxodonta africana (African savanna elephant) is the source of this 2418-nucleotide messenger RNA. It is a transcript of the gene HSD3B7, whose product is annotated as hydroxy-delta-5-steroid dehydrogenase, 3 beta- and steroid delta-isomerase 7. Gene Ontology annotation, biological process: steroid biosynthetic process. Gene Ontology annotation, molecular function: 3-beta-hydroxy-Delta5-steroid dehydrogenase (NAD+) activity. The transcript is spliced from 7 exons. Lineage: Eukaryota; Metazoa; Chordata; Mammalia; Proboscidea; Elephantidae. The record is from RefSeq and is a predicted model, not a curated record. The coding region runs from base 90 to 1829 and encodes 579 amino acids.